Molecule: messenger RNA, 13446 nt
Organism: Bicyclus anynana (squinting bush brown)
Lineage: Eukaryota; Metazoa; Arthropoda; Insecta; Lepidoptera; Nymphalidae
Gene: sff
Product: serine/threonine-protein kinase BRSK2
Exons: 25
Coding region: 513-3134 (873 amino acids)
Biological process (GO): protein phosphorylation; microtubule cytoskeleton organization; intracellular signal transduction
Cellular component (GO): cytoplasm
Molecular function (GO): protein serine/threonine kinase activity; tau-protein kinase activity; ATP binding
Source: RefSeq, a predicted model, not a curated record
UAACCCGACGGUAGACGAACCUCGCGCGUUCGAACGCACGAAAAACAUUUUACAAUCCCUCUACAAUUAUGUAAUACGUAAUUUUUUUUACAAUAAAUUAUAUAAAAAAAUAAUGAAGUGAUGUUAAAAUUUUCACGAGUGUUAAAUAAAUAUGACAAUUUCCAAUAGCAAAGCACGCGCGAUGUUAAGGCAAUAUUGAUUUUCCGUGACGUGAAGGAACUGAAUGCGGAAUCCUGUGUUUUUAUUAUAUGUAGUGAAAUAUUUAAGUGUUCCUCUAGAGCACUGAAGUACUUAUAACAUACAUACAAUACAAAAAUUUAAAAUAAAAUCAUAUCAAAAGCGAUAAGCAAAUUAUGACCGUCCGUUUAUAUGGCACCUGACUGCGAAAUUUAUAGGAAGAAACAUGAGUCUAAAAGAACUUUCAAUAUGACACGAUGCACCGCCGCCAAGGAUCGCACUUUUGACAGUGAUAAGACGGUUCCGAGCCGGUCCUGUUACGGUCAGGCGUGAAAAUGGAGGGGAGUAACACGGCCGCGGAGGCCCACCAAUACGUCGGGCCCUUUAGAUUGGAGAAGACACUCGGGAAAGGGCAGACAGGACUGGUAAAGCUGGGCGUGCAAUGUGUGACGGGAAAGAAAGUCGCCAUCAAGAUCAUCAAUCGGGAGAAGCUCAGCGAAUCGGUGCUAAUGAAGGUGGAGCGGGAAAUAGCCAUAAUGAAACUAAUAGAACAUCCACACGUGCUUGGCUUGUCCGAUGUAUACGAAAACAAAAAAUAUCUGUACCUAGUGCUGGAGCAUGUAAGCGGAGGCGAACUGUUCGACUACCUAGUGAAGAAGGGCCGCCUCACGCCGAAGGAGGCGAGGCGAUUCUUCCGGCAGAUCAUCUCCGCGCUCGACUUCUGCCACAGUCAUUCCAUAUGCCAUCGCGAUCUGAAACCCGAGAAUCUCCUGCUGGACGAGCGCAACAACAUCAAGAUAGCAGACUUCGGCAUGGCGUCGCUACAACCGGCCGGCUCACUGCUGGAGACGUCGUGUGGCAGCCCACACUACGCCUGUCCUGAAGUUAUACGGGGUGAAAAAUACGAUGGACGGCGUGCCGAUGUGUGGUCUUGUGGCGUUAUCCUCUACGCGCUACUUGUUGGAGCUCUUCCUUUCGACGACGAUAACUUGAGGCAACUAUUGGAAAAGGUUAAGAGAGGAGUGUUCCAUGUGCCUCACUUUGUACCGCCCGACUGCCAGCAACUGUUGAGAGGCAUGAUUGAAGUGAACCCCGAGAAGAGAAUGACUCUAGCAGAAAUCACCCGUCACCCGUGGGUGACAGCAGGUGGUCGAGGGGAGCUGGAGCAGGAGCUGCCCAUGAUGGAGGUGGUGCAGACCAGGGUGCUGCCUUCAGCUGAGGCCAUUGACCCUGACGUGUUGCAAGCUAUAUGCAGUCUGGGCUGCUUCAAACAAAGGGACAAGCUAAUACAGGAUCUGUUGAGUCCACACCACAACACAGAGAAGGUGAUAUACUUCUUGCUUCUGGAGCGUAAGCGGCGGCGGCCCGCGCGCGACGACGAGCCGCGCCCCCCUGCGCCCGCGCCGCCUUCCGACCCGCCGCGGAAACGACUCGACACCUGCAGGGUAAACGGUCAGUCGACGCAUUUUGGACAAAUAAGCGAGGGCUCGCCCAUAACGCCGAGACGGUCUCAGUUUAGGUCCGCGUCGGGUCGCCGCAGCGAAGGCCGCAGUUCGCCGCAACUCUCUGCCAGUCCACCGGGUCAUACGCCACACCGUGUGUCAUCUCUAGGCGGUACCCCGGCCACACCUGGAUCUCCUUUAGCGUCGCCGUCUGUGCGAGAACAUCACCACCAAAGGGCGAACUCCACUGGACCAACUAUUAGUUUAAAUAUUAGUGGAGAGCCCGGCGAGGCGGUGAUUAUCAUAAACGAGUCGCCCCUCAUGGGGUCGUCUGUAGCCGUGCGCCCGCACAGCCCCUCGCAGACGCACAGGGUGAGAGAAAGAUCAUCACUGCCCGGUCCGCCGGGAUCAGCGCCGACGCCUGCGCAGACUUCCCUGUUCCCCAACAUUGGCACUAUAGCAGUUCCAGCCGGCAGUUCGGGCACAGGUCCGGCGGCUCCGUGGCGCGCGCGGCUCGCGACCAUCAAGAACUCCUUCCUCGGCUCGCCGCGCUUCCACCGCAGGAAAAUGCAGACGUCGUCAGAAGAGGUCCAUCUCACGCCGGAGUCCUCCCCGGAGCUGACGAAGAGGUCCUGGUUCGGUUCCCUGCUGCUCUCCGCUGACAAGGAGGAAACCUUCACCGCGCUAGUCAAGGGGAAACCCUUGGCCACCGUCAAAGCUGACUUGAUACAUGCAUUUCUUAGUAUAGCAGAGCUCUCCCACAGCGUGCUCAGUCCGAUGUCGUUCCGCGUGGAGUACAAGCGCGGCUCCAACGCGCCCGCCAUGUUCCAGCGGCACGUGCGCUUCCAGGUAGACAUCUCCACAAUAACGAAAGCGCCGGGCGAGAACGGGAAGGAGUACCUAUACGCUAUCACAUUCACACUAUUAUCUGGCAACAUCCGUCGGUUCCGGCGCGUGUGCGAAGUGGUGCAGGCCGCCGUGUGCCGCGCGCCGGGCGCGUCGCGCGCGCCGCCGCACCACCCGCCCUCGCCGCGCGCACAGCGCCGCGCGCUGGCCCCUCACGCGGCGGAGAUACUCGACAGCCCGGAGACGCCGCAGCAGCAGUCGGACCACGACAGCGACUCGUCCGUCUUCGACACCAUCAAGAGCCCCACCAGCCACACCUCCAUCGACCAGUUGGACCAGAACGGGACGCAUCCUUUAGGAUCGAGUUCGUCUGUGACCAGCGGCUCCAGUGGAUAUAAACAAGGCGUGCGCGGGCGCCGCGCCGCCGAGCCUGCCUCCGCCUCCCUCGACCACGAGAUCAUGAGCUGCGGCCGCGACCUGCCGGGUACGCACACAAAACGGUCGUCGUCGGAAUGUCGGGACGCGACGUCGUCGCCGCGGCGCGGGCUCGAGUCCCGCGACAGCUCGAUAAAGGACGAGCUGCGCAGAAACAACUCGCUGCGGGACAACCGGCGGGACUUUCGGGACGUGCGGGACGCGCGGGACCCGCCCACCACGUCCAUCGCGUGAGAUGCGCGCCCCGCCGCUGUUUGUGUUGAAGGUUGCCAAAGGUGCUGUAUUGGUUAUAUCUUACGCUGUUUUUGUAUGUCUUGAUGACUUGAUUGAUUCAUUUACUGUUACUGUUGCUUCAUUGGCGUAGGCCGCAAAUUGUAGACUUUUGAAUCGGUUGAUAAUUUGAUAAUUGUAAUAUAAUUUAAAUGAAUUAAGAUCCAGAAAUACCUAAUUUUGUAACGGUUGGUGAAAGUUUGAACUGAAGUAACUUUAGAAGGUAGCCAGUUUCAAGGUUCUAGAUCUUCAAUAGGCACAAUAUGAGUCAACUAUCCUAUUGUUCAAGUAUUAAAUGUUAUAUUUCGAUAUUUUCUAAGUCCACUAUUGCCAUUUUAUGGUUGGAGUAUAGGCUGACAAAUUUUUUAGCCUGCAUAAAAAAAAUAUAUUUUAGAAAUCUCCUCCUUUUUUUGAAGUCGGUUAAAGACGAGGUAUAUUUGGCUAUCGUACUCUCAGAAGUACAGUAGCAAUAUUCUGUAACGAUGUUUUUAAAACGCGUGUGUUUUGAAUUCGUCUCUAUAUCUCUCUAUCUGUAGUAUCGUGUUUGAUAGAGAAAGGUAGAUACGAAUUCGAAAAGUCACUGUUGAAUUAUUAUAGUUACAGAAUAGCGUUAUUGAAUAUUAUUAUUUUCUUAACAACUUGUAUUAGGAUAUAUAUUUUAAAGUAUGAAUUAUCGACCGAUGAAAAGUUUGUAGUUUGCUGAAUGCAGCAUUUUACGAAGGUAUGGUACGUUGUUUUAAUAAUUCGAAUAAUAAUGACGAUUUUCCUAUUAAUCGUCAAGUUACGGUUUAUUUUUUAUUAUUGCAAGUAAUAGAUAAUAUUCAGGUUACUCAUGCUAAGAAUACAGGGCUUUAGAGUAAUGGCUGGUUUACACUGUUCCAGUGGGAUUGCAGUGAUCUAAUAUAGCUCUGGGUAUAGGCAUGAAAAAAAAUCCAGCUCUGGAAAAAUGAAAGGUUACAGUAAUAAUUAUUAUAUAAGUUGUGAUUGUUUUUAAAUAAAUGAAUAUUAAAAAAAACAUAGCAAAAAAGUAAAAAUUCUCUAAAAAGAAUAUUUGCCAUAUCUUUUAAAUAUGACCAAUAUUCCUGUUCCCUGGAAUUAAUCGGAAAAGAAUGUGUAGGAGUAGAACAAUAAUGCAGUGGGCUGGGAUCCAACAUGGCCUAUAAAUUUAACAUAAUUUUUUUACAACAUGGCCUUUUCAACCAUUACCUUAUUAUUUAAUAAGGAGAUUUCUGUAGUGCACAUGUGUGAGCGGAAUCACAGGCUCUCUACUGCUCCACUCAAAACAACUAGCAUAAUUUUAUAAUCACUUCAUCAGUUUAGUCACAGGAAACAUGUAAACCGGCCCUAAUAGAAUUAAAUCCGUAGCUAAUCCGUAUUAAUAAAACCAGCAUGUUAAACGAAAUUGUAGAAAAAAUGGUUUUCCUAUUAAAUAUUAAAUAGAUAUUCCAUAAAGCCCUGUAGUAGAGAAAAUUGUCAAUUCUUAAAAAAAAUUAAAUAGAAACCAAAUUAUCUAUAUUUUAUUUUGUACAAAAAUAAUAUGAUAAUCGUGUUUACCUCAAUUCUUUCCUAAAACAACUGCCACGUUUCGUCCUAUCCUAAUAGAAAAUAUAUGCACUUCAUACUAAAACUAUAUUUUUGAAAUAAAUCUAAAAACCUAUAAUGAUAAAUCGUGUUGUAUACAAUUUCUAAACUUAAAUAAAAUGUCAAGUUUAAAGGAUCAUGCUAUCUCAUUCUACACAGAGCAGUGUGAAAGGGAUGCAGACCUCCAGUGUUGUCAUUUUAAAAAAAAAUUGUUUAGUAAUAGUGUACAACUGAGUUUGCAUUGGUAUCUCGGAUAUUUACGAACGCUUAACCGAUUAAAAAUUGGCGCAUUUAUAAAGUUGUUUCAAUAUUAAGAAUUCAACAAUAUUAAAAAUCUGUAUGGAUAUUAAUCUCUCCGUAUUUUUUUAUUUAUACCAUUUUUGGAAAUAAAAAAAAAACUAUGAAGGAGUACAUACUCAGACCAAUUAUAGAAGGACCUGUAUCGCACUCAUAGUCACGAACAAAAUACUCUGUCAUUUUCUGAGGAAAACGAGCUUAGAUUUGGUAUAUAUCUUAUACUAAACUAGAAGUUUUUGCACGUUUUUUACACCAUUCAAUUACACAGAAAGUUAUUUUUACGGAGCUCUUUAACCGACGAACACGGAUUACGACUAUUUAACAUCGAUACUAUACUGUUUUUAUAAUCGCAUUAGAUCGUUGAUCAUAUACUUUGACAGAAAAGUAAUGUCAAGCGAGGCAGGUCCUAUACAAUAAUUGGUCUGAGAGUACAUAGGACUUAAUCAUUUGCAUCUAUCAUAAUAAGCAGACAUUUAACAUGCAAUUGUAGAUUUUCGAAUAAUAUUUUAAUUGAACUAAGUAACACAUUCCCUACUUUUUAAAAUUUAUUAUUUAUAAAGCUUUUUAAAUCGGCCAAUUUUUCAUCGAUUUCGUAAUUUUGGAUAUAAAGUAAUGUUAUUUUGCGGAAGUCUUUGAUUCAGAAGGAACACCAAGCAUAAUUUGCUAAAACCUGCAAAACGCAAAUACCAAAUUCUGAAAAGAAUCUGUGUAAUUGUUGAGUAUAAAUAUUUUGAAUAGCAAAGUUUCAUUAUGUUAUUAUUUGUAAUUCACAAUAAACAUUCCACAAUUGAGGCUUUUGCCACUAUGUAUAUGAUUUUAACUUUUUUAAAAUUUCAAGUACUCAGAUUUACUAAAACAUUGCGUUUACUGCGUUUAAGUGUGCGUCACCCAUAAAAAUUUCGAGUGUCCAUCCAAUUUUACAAACAAGUUGAAGUUAGAGUGUGAAGAAACAAAUUUUUACUAUGGAAAAUUCCAGAUGAUACCGAAUGUUAGACGUAAUACAGUUGAAUACAGCCUGUAACAAGAACUGCGUAUUACUUAAAAUUCUGGAAGAAUCUGGAAGAAUUCUGGAAGAAUGAAUGGAUGGAUCCUCCGUUAAAAGUCAAGAAAGUGUGAUGAGAUGUGGUUGACAAUUAGGUAUAACUUUUACGAGGACACAUAUUACUAAAACUAGUUAAAAUACAAUGUGACUGAAAAAAUCGAGUUACUCCACGCGAGUGGUUUCUAAAUUAAACGAAUUUGUUAAAAAACGCAAGGCGUUUCCCACCAAUUUAACGUAAAAAGAUGGAAAAAAGGGUUUUCCAAACAAAAAUGACGUAGUUUAUGAAUUCAAUAGAUUGGUCAUGUAAAGUGGUUUAAUUUAUAUUCGUGACAAACGCACUUAUGCCUUCGCUUAUAACAGAAUUAACAACAGACUUAAAGAUAAUUUUACGUUUGAUAUUUAACCCGGUAUUUGCGUUUUGCGGUUCAUCGCAAAUUAAAUUUGGCGUUGCUUGAUAUAGAAGAUUGUUGGCGUGAACCUUUAACACAAAAACAGCGCGAAUAGCAAAAUGUUUUUUAUAUAAUAAUAAUGAUAAUAUAAUAAAAUAGCUGUAUUUAGUAAGCUUGUAUGUGUUUGGAGAAACAACGUUGAAACCGGCCAUCUACUUUAAAAAAAUGUUAUUGCUGUAACCCGUGUACUGCGGGGCGAGACUGUGAUACACUUGGACAGAUUGACUAUGAGCCCUGGGUUCGAUUCCCGGUUUGGGUAAUUUAAAAAUUUAUAACUAGGUUAUUCUUACGCUUCAACAGUUGCCAAAAAACCGUCGCCUUAUAUAUAAUAAAAAUACCCGCAUAGAAAAUUCUACAUUCCAGUACUAUUGAAAUCUUCGGUUAAGUACCUACUAUUGAAUUCCUCGGUUAAGGAGUCAGAUUCAGAUUUGAGAGGUCCUGGAUUCGACCCCCUGUGCGAUGAUUUAUUGUCGUAAAUACUCCUAAUGCAGGUUUUCGCUUAAACCAGGUACAAAAUUUAUAACACAAUGAUGGACAUGACGUUUUAGACUACUACUUUCAAACCUCAUUUUUGUCAUUGUUGACAAUUGCCAUUACAAGCGGGUAGUUUGAGAAAAAACCCUUACCAAAGUUUGUUGUCAUUCAAAUGCCAAUGGCAGUUUGACAAUCGAGCGCAAGAUAAAUCUGCGCGCGACUGGCGACGCAAUUAUGACGCCAGCUUUAGUGAUCUCUUUUACCCGCCAAGAGAUAGAUAGAGAUAGACGACAAGAUGGCGGCACUUUUAAUUAGUUCCGAUUUUGGCCACCGACCAUUUUUUUCCGACUUUUCGUGCGCGCACUCUAAGCACCUUGAGCGCGCGCGCUUAUGUAGAAGGAAACAUUUUCUAUAAAAAAAAUCCUACACACACACAGGAUUAAUAAUGUUUGAAAGUCUUACGUAUACUAAUAGAGCAGGGAUCGAACCCACCGAUCGACCACUCCGAGUUGAUUCCGGUUCCUUUACCGUGCAGCUAGUCGAGUGGUUAGGGUUUUUAAGAUUUAAAAACGCAGCUAAUAUUUUUUAGUUUAUUUAGACAGCCAUCCAACCUUGGCCAAAUGACAUUACAAUAGGACAUUCUCAUUCAUUACUAGGUUAUACAACAUAUCGCAGGGUAUAUUAUUCUUAAAUAAUUGGCUUAUCUAUAUUACUAAAAUAUUGUAGUAAUAAAGAUAUUUUAUUUCUUCUUCUUUCUUUCUUACAUUGCUGACAAGCGCCUUGACAGUUUAGUACGAAAUGGGUGUCAACUGUCAAUAAUCUUACAGUCUCGCCCCGCCAAUUUGUGCUAUUUUAGUUAGGGGCCUCGAAAUGCGGUAUUUUUGCAAAUUUGUCAAUGGAAUAUAUAAGAUUUACCCCUUACUGCCGUUAAGUUAGCUUAAGGCGAAUGUUCGCAGAGGUUGCUGCAUACAAAUUAAUUGCAUAUGCUAAAAAUACUGUUUAUAUUACAUUACGAGUAUUAUAUAUCACAUAGUCUGCAAUUACACUAUUAUUACUAUUAUAAAUAUCAGAAAGACCUAUAAUUUUAUUAAUAAUAUAAUUAAUAUUUACUUAACUUUGGGCGUAGUCAUUAAAAAGUAACAAAUAAACUGCUUCGACCAUUAGAAGUUUAUAUGUUCUAAUUUGGUUACAAUCUGGAAUGAUGGUAGUUUUGACCCUUUUUUUAUUAGUUAAUUAGUAUCAUAGUGAUAUAAACGCACCGUUAAAGAGUAGUGAACCGUCACCAAUUUAAAACUAAUCAAGAGUUGAAUAAAUUAUGUCCCUAAUAGGUUCGUACGCUACUUUUUAGACUUUGUCGUUACCUGACAUCAGGUGGAGACAAUUUGUCAAUCAGUAAAUUAUUAUUUCUUGAAAACUAAUAAAUAAACAUACAAAACUAUGAAUAAUGACACCUUAGUAUAACUAAAACUAUUUACUUAAAAGUUGGACAGUGUUCAAGUAAAUAAUUUCAUAAAGUAAACUGUAAUAAAUGUAAAUAAAUAAAUAUAUUAUAUUUUUGCUGAUGCCUUGAAUAAUUAUUAAUAAAUUUGUAUGUAUCAACAACUGCGAGCAUUCGCCUUAAAUAUAGGUUAUAGGUAUAAAUAGUUUGCACUUAUAUAGAGAUGUCCAAAUUAUACAGACACUAAUAAAAACUAAAAUUUUAAUCUACGUUUUGAAGAAAAAAAAAACCGCCAAUAUAUUACGAGGAUUUUAGUUGCGCUCAAAAUAAUGGUUUAUUGUUCGUAUACUAUUAGUAACUAGAUCAAAUGGGCCUACACUUUACGUAUUUUUAAAAUAACUCUACCAACGAUUCACAAUUUUUAUUAUAUUGUCAAUAGAGAUUCUCAAAAGUAUAAUUAUUAAUUUCGAUUAGAAAAGUUAUAUCACGAAUCGCAACCAAAAAUCCCGUAAUAUUUUAAGCGAAAUCAAUUAUACAUGAAAUUUAUCAGUAAAAUAGAAACACUUAGUCAAUCAGACUAUACUUGGCUGUUGUAAAUUGUAGCAAAAUACAUUAUAUAUAUUCACGUAUUUUGUAUAUACAUAUAUACUUGUAUUAUAUUUGCGAAUGAAGAAUUUCAGGUGGAUUACCUGUCUCGUUUAAUACAUAGUAAAUGGGUUCACACAUAACAACGAGGAUUGUAAUACUUAGCAUGGAUUUCUUUAUACACUAAUACUUAUCCCUAUACUCUCAUUAGUCCUAAGGCAAAGAUGUUAAACUAUAAAUAUGUUAUUAGCGCAUCGAUAUAGUAGAAAAUCUUUGCCCUAAGGCGCUCAAGAAUCACUAGCAGAAUUACUUACUCGAAAUCCUGUGGCCAAUUCAUGAUCCGAUAUAAAGUAAACGAUAUUUUAGAAAUUUCAAGAAGUCCUGUCUAAUUUAAAGAUUAGACUAGCAAUAAAUAAAUAAAUAAAUAAUAAUUAGUCUGAUUAAUUUCUAUGUAGAUUAAAUUUACAUUAAUUAUUUGGUUUCAUUAAUUAUAAGUAAUCAUUAUUGAAAUAUGUUUUUAUUCAUUUAUUAUUCUCGGUUUUAUUCUUAAUUUUAUUCCUUAUACCCUCAAAGUCAUUGCUAGGUAACUACGUAAUUCCUAAUGUUGAUAAAUAUCCUCAAAUUAAAUUUGUUAAAAGUACAUUAAAUCGGAUUGUAGACUAUAUUCAAAACUAGUCAGUCACUGCAUAAGAAAUUGGUCACAGUGUAGCGUUGGCAAAGGACAUAACUGUAUGACGUCAGAAUAGCUUACACUCUUCCAUAUGAAAUUCCAUAAAAUAUAUAAAAUUCCAUACAAUAUAAGAAAAAAUGUGUGAAUCCAGAAUGAACCCUCAAAUCUAGUAGCCAUGCAGCAAAACUACACUUGGACUUGAAAAAAUAAAACCAGUCACACAUUCUUAGACUAAUCACUAAAAUACACGAAAAAGUUAUAAAAUAUUGAAGUGUAAAAAACGGAAAAUUAUAAGGUGAAUUUUCACAGAUUUUCACUUUUAACUUUGUUUUAACAUAAUUGUACAAUUAUUAUACAUAUAACAUAAUAGAUGCUUCGUUUUAGCAGCAGAAUAAUAACAUUUAAGCAAAAUAUAUAAAUAGAUAAUAACUUUGCGUAUAUAUAUAAAUAACUUUGCGUAAAUAUAUAAAUAGAUAAUAACCUUAUUUGGCAUAAUAUGUAUAUUUUUUUUUACCAUGUCACAUAGUUUAUUUUAUAUCUAAACCAUGACGUUUGGUUUAGUUAUUUUAUAUGUAACAUUAACAAUUAUUUCGUUUCUUAUUCAAUCUACUUAUCAUACUCGUAGGUUCUACUAUGACUAUAUGUACAUUGAUUAAAUGCUAAUUAUAAAUUAUUUGUUUGUUUAUUACCUUUUUGAAAUUUCGUAUCUACUGUGAGAAUUCGCCUUAAAGAUAUAUGAUAAUAUAAUUGAUCGAAUUAUGAGCCCCUUCAGAGUAACGCAAGCCUAGACACUGCUAGCUACGCGCCUAGCUUACGGCCUUAUUUAGAAACAUGGAAAAUUUAAUCCUCAAUUUCAAAGUAAAGUGAAUUUUAAACAGUCGUAAUUAAGUCCACAUUUCUUUGAAGAAAGUUGAGGUUGAAAUCUUAUUCCAUGUUUAUUAAUAACGCCGUCAGUGAUUAUCUUUUAUGUAGCGUUAGUGUUGUCCACGCUUUCGUGUGAAGAGGCUGUAAAUGUUGUUAUUAGCGUUGACACGGCAAAGUAAUGUAACUUGCAAACUUAUAUAACGUAUGCAACCAAAAGUAAAACCGUGUAAGUCAAAAAUAUCAUUUUUCAGUUUUUUUUUUUCGUUUCAUGUAUUUUUAUAAAACAUAAAUACUUACUAGUAAUAAAUAUACUAAUUAAAGAGUCCCGGCUUCGCCUGUUAUAUUACUGCUGUACGCAAGAGUUCCAUGUAAAUAUACAUAGAGAAUUGUAUGUACUAGUCUAGUGUGAAUGAUUGAACGCACAUUAUUACGUUUAGAUUUAUGGUUGUUUAAGAUUCGCGUUAAUUAUGAUAUUAUAGUGUCGUUUAUUUUUUUAAUGCGUGGGUGAGUUUUUGUACUAUGUCUGCGAUAUUGCAACUUUAUAAUGUAUUUUUCAUAUAAGUAUUUUUAGUUCAGACAAUCACCUUAUAAGGCUUAUUAUAUUACAACUAAUAAACACAAGCUUCUAGGGAAAAGGUACCUAUCGUGUACUCACGACGCCAAAGCUAAUGUUACGUUUAAUUUUGCAGUUUUAUCGCAGGCAUAGCCCAAUACUUGAUUAUUAAAGGACAUGUUCAUUAGAUAGAUCAUUUUUGUAUAUUUGGUCGGUUAGUUAUAUAUAUAAUGGUAGCAUUUUUUACAUUACUUUAUAUUUAUAAUUGGUUAUAGGACAUUUUUACUGCAUUAGUGCACAAAAAAUAAAAUUGUAUGAAACAGUCUCAGCUAAGUCAUAUUAUUAAAAAGAAAAACACGUUUUAUUUCAUCUUUUUUGAUGUGCUUUAUCAUCUGGGUAUUUGAUUUUAACCAUGAAUGACACUAAUGCGGUAAAAAACAAAGUUAUUUUCUAUAUUGUCUAUUAUCAAAUUGCAAAACCAUUCAAUCACCACCAUCAAAAAAUUGUAGACCUGAUUCAUCACAUAUCACAGAUGAUUUCAUAUUGCUGUAACUUAAAUAUAUUAUAUAAAAAUCAUAUAAAUCAUAUGCUUGAGAGAAAAUGUUACGUAAUUAUUAAAAAAAUGUUAAUAAAUGUAAAAGUGAAUGGUUGAAUGACUGAAUGUUUUCGUUUUGGUUUAUUUUUGAGUUAUCAGUUUUAUUGUUAACAUUAAAUAUUGAAACGGUAAUAUUAUUGGGGUUUAUUAAUAAAAUAUUAAUGUACUAUUAAUUAUAUUAAACAUGGUUUGCCAUAGACAUAAUAGAGCUUGACAGUGUAAUCAAUAAAUAUUUGGAUCUAUUUAAAUAAUAUUUUUAUGAAAAAUUAAUAUAUCUACAUAUAAUAAAGGAUUUUUUUGCAAAUAGUACAGUUUGAAUCAACUCUUUCUUUUUUGUAAACUAAACUUUGUAAACUAAAAAAUGUAAAAAAAAAUUAUUUGAAACAACAGAUUGUUUUAGAAAACUGCCAAAUUUUUCAAAAUCCGCGUAUUUCUUUAUUUAUAAAAUAUUCAAAAUAAAACACUUGUUUAUAUUAAAUUAAGAUAUUAAGUUAUGAAAAACGUCAAUACUCUAUAAUGUCUAUGGCGUUCAACAUAACAUACCAAGUCUUUGAGCCCGUACUUAAUUAACGCUAUGUUAUAAUUUGUAAAGAAUGCCUUCAAGAGUUAUAAAGGAACUAAUCAUAUAUUUUAAAAAUCGUAAAGAGAACUGUAAUUUUGUACUCGGUAAUUGUUAAGGUAAAUGUGUUUUCCCUCUUGUCUAUGGCCGGUGUUUUUUUUUUAUGUGUCUCAACUUAAUUUUGUGUUUCUUUUUGUUUAUCAGGUGGGUGGUAGAAAAUGUUAGCUCACAUCUGGGCACCAGGGAUAGUCAACAUUUUAUUUUAAUUUUGUCAAAGAUAGCUUUCUGUCUUGAAAUACUUUGAUUUUUUUUAUUAGUUUUUUAAAACAAUCAAAAUUAAAAAAUAUAUUUCAUUUAAAUCAGAUAAUAGAUAAGUGUACAAUCAUAUCCCUAAACAAUAUUGCCUUAUAUGAAGUGACUUCGUAUUAUAUUCAUUUAUGUCACAUGAAAAAAUUACCAUCAGUAUUUCAUUAUUAAUGUUUGUUACAUAUGAAUUACAUGUAAAUGUGUGAGUAUUUUCUGUCACUUACAUUGUUAACUAAUUACUCUUUUAUAAAUGCAAUUUUAUUCGAUUAUAAUUUUCUGUUUUACCAUUUAUUCCACAGGAACCGUCCAAUUUUCCAAGUUAUAAUGAAAUAUGUUUCAUGAUCUUACAAACUAUUUCUAUAAAAACAAUGUUAUUAAUGCAAUUUUGCAUUAAUUAACCGUCGUAUCUCACAUUAGAUGAUAAUUGGGAGAUGAAAUAUUAGUUAAAAUGUUGACUAUCCCUAGGACCUGGAGGGAGUCAGGGGUAGUCAAUAUUUUAUAUAAAUAUUCAUCAUCAAAUAAAGCCUCGUUCUUGAUAGAUAUCUUUUUGUUUCAGUAUUUUUUUUGUAACAUCUUCAAAAAUCAAAAAGCACCGGCCAUCUUUCAUUAAAAAUACAUUAUAUUUUGACGUGAUCGUGAAAUUAAUUAAUUUGUAAUAUAUUAUUACUUAUAUCGCUACUUGUCGGUGCGCGGGCAAUUUUCUAUCAUUAUACCUAUUUAUGUAUGUCCGUAUGUAUGUAACAUCGUUGCUCGUGAACUGUAAGGUUGUACAUUUUAUCUAAGAAAUAUGCUCCGCUAUCUAUACUGUAACUGCUUAAGAGAUCAUUGGUUAAUAUUGAAAAAAUAAUAAAUUGAAAAACCUA